Lepus europaeus (European hare) is the source of this 294-nucleotide messenger RNA. RefSeq names its product large ribosomal subunit protein eL43-like. The record is from RefSeq and is a predicted model, not a curated record. The transcript has a single exon. Gene Ontology annotation, cellular component: ribosome. Gene Ontology annotation, biological process: translation. Bases 1 to 294 code for a protein of 97 amino acids. NCBI's taxonomy places the organism in Eukaryota, Metazoa, Chordata, Mammalia, Lagomorpha, Leporidae. Gene Ontology annotation, molecular function: structural constituent of ribosome.
AUGGCUAAAUGCACCAAGAAGGUUGGAAUCAUUGGUAAACAGAGGACCAGCCAUGGCACCUCCCUCUGGAAAAUGGUGAAGAUAAUUGAAAUAAGCCAACAUGCCAAGUAUACUUACUCCUUCUGUGGCAAAACCAAGAUGACAAGACAAGUUAUGGGGAUCUGGCACUGUGGUUCCUACAUGAAAACAGUAACUGGUGGGGCCUGCAUAUAUAACACUACUUCCACCAUAAAAAUGAAGUCUGCAAUCAGAAGACUGAAGGAAUUGAGAGACCAUCAUUUGAGACAUCAUUAG